Molecule: messenger RNA, 3978 nt
Organism: Lottia gigantea (owl limpet)
Lineage: Eukaryota; Metazoa; Mollusca; Gastropoda; Lottiidae
Exons: 10
Coding region: 1-3978 (1325 amino acids)
Source: RefSeq, a predicted model, not a curated record
AUGUCUACCAAAUUAAAACAAAAACACCUGUUGGUGUUUAAACAGAAUCUACAAGAUAAAGUGAAAGAAUUAAAACAAUUAACCGGAGUUGUUGAUCAUUAUUUAUCUGAUGUCCAACAGGCAUGUAAAACAGCAGAAGAACUUACUCAGUCAGAUGAAAUCAGAAAAAUCAAGAAAAACUAUCAAAAAACUAUGCAUUUAUUAGAUCAGCAUUAUUAUAACUGUACCUUAUUAACAGCUACCAUAGAAGAAUUUAAUGAAAACUCUGACAGUUCAGCUGAAAAUUCACCAUUGCCUUCUGUUGCUGAUGUUACUACCUGUGAUGAAAGUGAUAUGGAUAAAUCUAUACUAGAUAGACAAACCAUUUCGACUGUACAUGUUGGGAUGAUUAGAGUUACUGAGUUAACAAAACCUACAGAAAAACCAGAAGAAUUGCCCUCAAGUAGAGAACAAUUACCAUUCUCUAAUCAAUCCAUGGUACAUGACAACAUUUCUCAUGUCAAUCAGUUAGAUAAAUCAUUAAACUGUGAUACUUCAUCUCAAAUAGAGACAAUUCCAUGUCAGAAUGUUUUAUCUCUGAUUAGGAAUGUUAAGGUUCCAACAAAUGAUAGCAUUUUAUCUGACAAUUACUCUUCAAAAAACCAGUCUCUUUGUGAUCCUAUUCAAAAGCGUGUUCAGACAUUUUCAACUAUUCUGGAAGAGAAACAAAUUCUGUGGGUUGAUGCUGAACCAUCAGUGUGUAAGGACAAAGUGAAAUUAGAUCUGAAUUCAAUAAAUGAACGCUAUGGAGAUACUUAUACAGUUCUAUCUUGUGGUGAAGAUGCUUUAGAUUUUGAUAAUGUUCCUUGUUCAAGUCCAAUUAAAUUACGUGAUACGCAAAGUAAAUCUACCAUAACAACCUCAUCAACAGAACCUCAGAAUUCUAAGAUUGUUCCACCAGAGAUCCGUACAGUGCCUUUAUUGCAACCAAUCAAACCUCAGGACUCAAAUCUUUCACCUACAGUAUUUGAAGAAAUUCAUCGUGACAUAACUCAUCCACCAUUUUUAACACAGUCUGCAGAGGGUGAAGAGCUCUAUUUAUCCAACCCUGAUUUAGCAGACAUUCCAUCAUCAAAUCAGACAGACGUUGAACAAAAUAAUACUAUAACCACUUCAACAUAUCAGAACAUUACCACUGAAAGUCAAAGUAUGCAAUUAAAUUCAGCAAUUUUACCAAAUCAAAACUUGAGUAAUACUAAUCCAUUCAUACCACACAUCUCUAAUAGAGACAGUCAUUCAGAUAUAGGUUCUGUAUCAAGUCACAUGACUGGUGAUGGAGAAGACAAUCCAAUGAAUUAUGGAUAUCUUUACAUGAAUCCUGGAAUGAUGCCUCCAAUUCCCUAUCUUCCUGCUGCAUACAUAUCUACCCCUUAUACAUCUAGUGUAGAAGGUGGGUGUCUGUCUGUUGAUCAGAAAUUAAGUAAUGACCAGAAUACUACUGUUAUGAAGGAACAUUCACCAGAAUCUAGCAGUAUUUUACAGACUGGUUCAUCACAGUUUUCAGAUGUGACAGAUUCAGAGAGGAAAUCUGCUAAAUCUAAUGAUGAAAAAAAUGUGUCUCCUCAACUUGAGACAUCCUCAGAAACAAAUGAAUCCAAAUCUAGUACCACUCAACUUAGUUCAACUACCAAAAGAUUUUCAAAGCCUGGAACAAGACCCAAAAGAAAUACUCCUGGCAGUAAGAAGUCUGCAAGAGCCAAAUUAGCAUCUAAAAUAAAUGCUUGUCUUGAAAAUUCUCGUCAGAAAUUAGGCAUUGAUGUAAGAAAAGGUAUUGGGCUAGAUUCAGAUCAAGAUUCAGUUAAAACAGACCCAAGAACAACCACAACUGGUAGUGAGCAGUUGAACACAUCAUUAGAAAAGUUAAUCACUGAAGAACUAUCUGAUGGGUUAAUAUAUUCAAGUGCUGCCAGUGAUUGUGAUGUUAAAGCAAGUACCACCAAGGUCCAGCUUGAUACUUCAAUUAGUGCUAUGGAUACAGAGUAUUUACUUGGACCUGAGAUACAAUAUUUCCAGCUAAUAGAAAACAAAACAUGUCAUGUUAUGCCUGUGACUAUCUAUCCUGAAACAUCUGCCUUUAUUCAACAAAUCACCACGAAACAGGACCUAUUUUUUCUGUCUACACCAGCCCACAAAUUUAAAGUAGCCAUAAGAGGCUGUAAAAGAGAAAAUAAGAUUUCUGUACAAUUUAUUGAUUAUGGAAAUAAGGAAGAGGUCAUGAUCUCUGACCUACAACCUUUGACAGAAGAUUUAGCUAAAUUACCUGCUCAAGCUGUUCUAUGUGCUUUAUCAGGGUUGGCACCAGUUGAUCCUGGUAGAACAUCAUGGACAGAAGAUGAGAUCAAUUCCAUGACACUGAAUGUUCAGAAUCAAAUGUUACUGUGUAAACCAGUAUAUUGUAGUAAAUCAUCUCAUUUUCCUAAUUUAGUAGAUGUAUCAUUAUUGAUGUACCCCAAUACACCAAAUACACCGUGGAAUGCCCCUUUUGGUAAUAUCAACCUCAGUGCAGUUAUGAUAAAACAGAGAAUGGGCCGUUUUGUUCCCAUCUCUGAACAAUUAAGCUCACUGAGAAUCAUGUUUAAAGACUAUCUACUACCAUCUGAUGAAACUGAUCAUGAGAAAACAUUAGUUAAUCAGAGGAGUGAGAGUUUAGAUGAAAAACAGUCAACUGAAAGUGGGUUUGCAUCUUCUGCAUCUCCCAUUUUCAAUGUUUCAUGUCAGAAUUUGACUCCAGUGGAGAAGGAAGCCAUAUCUGAAUCCUCAAUCAAGGAUUUGUCCAAAACUGUGACAUCAACUUCUGAUAAAUCUAACAUCAAAUCUCAGGAUGUCACUCAAAAAGUAGAUAAUUUGAACCACAAUCCUCUAGAAAAAUGUGAUAACUAUUUAGAUCAACAAAAGAAGUCCACAAACAGCAAGAUUGAAUGUAGAUCUCAACCAACUAGUUCAAUUAUGACAGAUAUGAAAAAUACUAAUGUUAACACUGCUACAAAUCAAACUGAAUUACAGAAUACAGACAUUGUUUCAUCAACUUACGUUGGACAAAAAGAGAAUGAUCCGAAUGUUCGUUUUAAUGUUCUCAUGGCUCAUAUCAAUACUCCAGGAGAUUUUUAUGUUCAUAAAGUUUCCAUAGAAAAUGGUAAAAAUAUGGACAAACUGAUGAAGGACAUUAAUCAGAAAUUCUUCGCUUAUACAAAGAAACGUUUGGAACAAUUAAGUCGUGAUUUUUUACCCAGAGUCAAUGAUUACUGUUGUGCAAAAUUUAAAGAUGGCAACUAUUAUAGGGGAAAAGUAGUGGAGUUGAUCAACAAAUCAGACAUUAAAUCUAAACAGAAGAAACAUGAUGUAGUGGUAUUCUACAUUGAUUUUGGUGAUAAAGAAACAGUUCCUUUAAGUCAAGUUUACCCUCUACCUAAAGAGUUUACCAUACUACCUCCACUUGCUCUAUGGUGUUGUUUAUCAGAUAUUAAACCUCAAAAAGAUCAGGUUGCUUGGCCUACUGUAUCAACUGUUGUGUUAAAAGAACUAUGUAUUGACAAUGGUAAUUCUGAUAAGAUGUUGUCUGUUACUGUGGCUAGCGAAAACAUCCCACCAACAGGAAGUGAACAGACAAUACCACUACCAGUCUAUCUUGUAGACAUAAAUCAUAAAGAAGAAAUAUGCUUUAAUCUAGAAUUAAUCAGACUAGAUUGUGCUCAACUUAAUACUAAACCUACUACAUCACCAUCAUCUCAUAAAGACAUUACUAUUUAUACGAAGUUCAAUAGAGAUGGAUUUGAAUUUCAGAGGUUUUCCCAAUGUAUCGGAGAUUAUACAAACAUGGUCGAAGAUGAAGUUGUUCCUGGUAAUUGGAAUCCCAUGGCAGAAGAUUUUCGUUCUAUAAGAAAUAGUUACAAGAUCAAUAUAGAUGAUCCUAGUGUGGCUUCUAUAGGUUAUAGAUUAUAA